This is a messenger RNA of Galendromus occidentalis (western predatory mite), 503 nucleotides long. RefSeq lists its product as uncharacterized. The transcript has 3 exons. NCBI's taxonomy places the organism in Eukaryota, Metazoa, Arthropoda, Arachnida, Mesostigmata, Phytoseiidae. The record is from RefSeq and is a predicted model, not a curated record. Bases 96 to 503 code for a protein of 135 amino acids.
GGGGCCACACAUGCUCUCAGUAAGUCGACAAUCCUACCUGCGGUCCCUUUGGUAAAUCGCAAAAACUGGAAUAGAAAGGCGCUGGCUCGAGGAAAAUGAAAGGACUCACUCCGCUCCUGAUGAUGGCUUGCUUCGCCUCUCAGGCGUCCGCUGCGAGCUUCAAGGAUCUCGAAGCGAUGUUCAAGAGUCUCGUUGACGACACUGUUCCUCCGGAGAAACAGCAGAAAUUCAAGGAUGGCUUCGCGAACAUGAAAGGCUGCGUUUCUGCCCUGAUGGAGAAAAUUGACUUCAAAGUGGUCGAGACCUUGACGGCUGCAGUGACAAGCGCAGGGGUCGAGUGUGGCAAACAAGUUCAGGGUAUGAAUGAAUCACAGCAGCAAGAGCAGUUCAUGCCCUGUGUCAAACAACAACUGCAGGACGUCAUGAGCCGGAGGAACGACGCUGAAAAGGCUGCUUUCAUGCAAGCCAAAGACUGCCUCAUGGGCUUAUUCAAAUCCUCCUGA